Molecule: messenger RNA, 2176 nt
Organism: Aspergillus wentii DTO 134E9
Lineage: Eukaryota; Fungi; Ascomycota; Eurotiomycetes; Eurotiales; Aspergillaceae
Product: Zn(II)2Cys6 transcription factor
Exons: 7
Coding region: 1-2058 (685 amino acids)
Biological process (GO): regulation of DNA-templated transcription; DNA-templated transcription
Molecular function (GO): DNA-binding transcription factor activity, RNA polymerase II-specific; zinc ion binding; DNA binding
Source: RefSeq, a predicted model, not a curated record
AUGAAUGAACCACGGCAAAAAGGAUCAGGGCGGCAGAGACGGCCUCGAGUCCCAGAGUCACUGCGGAAGAGAACUGCGCGGGCAUGCAUGCCGUGUCGACAGCAUAAACAGAAAUGUAAUGGAGGUGUGCCAUGUGCACGAUGUCAGCAGUACAGCAGGACAUGUUUUGAGGGUCCACCACCAGAUAUGAGCACAGAUAAAGACCGACAUAUGAAGCGCAUUAUUCGACACUUUCUGGGCGAUAUAUCCUUUGACGCUGGCAGUCUGGAGGAAGUAGCAGACAAUCUCGAAAAUAGCCAUCAAGAUGAAGAAAAAGACGAGAUAUCAGAAAGCUAUUCUCUGGAUCCUCUUUCGACAAACACGAUGCACUACUCUGGCGAAUUCUCCUACUGGAACUUUUCCAAAAUGAUCCAACGCAGAUUGCAAAGCCUGGGCAAUGUCCCUGAUAAUGAGGAUGAACCCGACCGAUCAUUCAGAGCAACUGGCCUUCAAUCGUCCAGUUCCUGUAUAUCUUCAGCCAUGAUGUACUUUCCACCACGCAACAUUGCUGAAUUCCUCACCGACACGUUCCUCGAGUUCGCGCAGACCAACUACUACUAUUUUGACGAGACAACCUUUCGUCAAAAGCUCGAGUACUACUACACUAACAAGCAGCCACUGACGAUCCACGAUGCAGGCUGGGUCUGCACUCUCCUCAUGACGUUGGCGGUUGGGACGCAGUUUGCUUAUAUGCAGACGAAACCCGCGCAUGGAACGCCUGUGUCUGAGAAUAUUCCGGACGACCAUGUUGGACUUGAAUUGUAUCGGUUCUCGUGUCGGUUGAUUCCGGACUUGAUCACGAUUGCGUCUGUGGAGACUGUGCAGGCCUUUUUGCUGUUGGGGAUUUAUACGCUACCGAUUGAUACGUCUGGGCUGGCGUAUACCUAUUAUGGGCUUGCGAUUAAGAUGGCCGUUCAGAAUGGAAUGCAUCGCAGGUUUUACAGGAGGAAUGCCGAUAUCACGACUGUUGAGUUGCGCAAUCGGCUGUGGUGGUCUGCAUACUCCUUAGAAUGUCGGAUCAGCAUUCUCCAUGGACGGCCUGUAUCUGUGUCCUCAGCAGAAACAGACGCAGACAUGCCAGUUGAUAUACCAUCAAUCACAUCUUCUCGUGUUUCGAAUCUGCCCAACUUCACAGCGGUCAUCUUCCUCACCAGCCGUCUUUCAGAAGCAUGCAACACCAUCAAAUCUCUCCGUCGAUGCCCUCGAAACCAUCAAAGUGGAUAUCUUGACAAGCUAACAACUAUCCGCUCUCGACUCCGUGCCUGGUGGUCGUCUCUUCCAUCCCAGACUCACUGUCGAGAUCUCAAUCCGGAUGGACCUCUAUUCCGCUGCAAUGUCCAUCUCGAGCUCAACUAUACCACUGCCACGAUCUACAUGGGGAGACCUUUUAUAUUCUCUCACCAGUCAGGCGAGGAAUCGCCGAGCUCGACGCGUUCGGAUCCAAUGACUGAUCUACGCGUUGAUUCCUUGAAUGCUGCGAUCAGAGCGAUCGAGCUGUGCCAGUUACUACAGAACUCAGGUGGAUUAGCUCGAGUAUCCUAUACCGAGUUUAAUGCGUGUCGAGCUGCUUUGCUAGCGCUGAUUGCACACGGUCUGAACGAAGCAACCGAUGCGAUAUCAACAUCGCUCACGCAAGGAAUGUCCUUGAUCCGACAGAUGUGUGUUGGGCUGGAAUCCGCCCGAUCAGAAGUCGCUGUUAUUGAAGCACUUGAAAGAGCCAGACAGCGAUUAAACAGCCGGAGCCAGACAGAAAAUACAGUGACUGAGGCAUCGGGAUAUGAUCAGUUCAGGCAAUGGGCGAGACUGUGGCGGUCGGAGCCAGUGACUUCAACACCCGAUCUAGAGUUGCAGACGGACACGACAGUCCCUUCCUUUGAUGGCUUCUUCUCGUCAUUCCCGAACGAGUUGAAUGCGUUCGCCGCCAUUCCGGGAUCGGAGGAGAAUCUCUCACUCGGAAGCAACUGGAUGGAUGAACUGCAGAUCCCGGAUGAUCCGUUGAAUUUGGAUUCUGCAAUGUGAUGAAUAUAACUGUACAUUGCUAUGAAUAUACGAAUACAUUCUCUUCCGAUGUGAUAAUGCUAUCCCGAUCGGUGCCCCUCCGAUCGGGUGCAUGUACCCGAAUCAUCCCCGCAUCCGG